AUGGCUUGGUUUUUACGUGUGCUGCUGCUGCUGCUGAGUGGACUGACCAGUGUGGCCCCCCUGUUCUGCUACACCUGUGUGUUCCCCACACACUCCCCCACAGACUGCAUCCGCUUCCCAGUGAAGUGUCCCCCAGACCAGCUGUGUCUGACCAGCCGCGCAGUGGGGCACAGAGGAGAGGUCCGCGUGGAGCUGUGGGAGCGCAGCUGUGUGCUGGCCUCCAUGUGCGGGCAGACGGGACAGAAACACACCAUGGGCCUCAACUUCACCUUCACCAACACCUGCUGCCGCACAAACCUGUGCAAUCACAACGCCCCGACCACCUCCAGAGCCCCUCCUCCACACCGCGGCCUGGGUCCCCUCACUCUGCUCUGGGUCUGCUACGGCCUCAUCGCACACCUCUGA
Knipowitschia caucasica is the source of this 405-nucleotide messenger RNA. Lineage: Eukaryota; Metazoa; Chordata; Actinopteri; Gobiiformes; Gobiidae. The record is from the annotation of a GenBank genome assembly.